Messenger RNA from Microplitis demolitor, 1032 nucleotides. RefSeq lists its product as uncharacterized. The record is from RefSeq and is a predicted model, not a curated record. The transcript is spliced from 4 exons. NCBI's taxonomy places the organism in Eukaryota, Metazoa, Arthropoda, Insecta, Hymenoptera, Braconidae. Bases 215 to 916 code for a protein of 233 amino acids.
AAAAAAUACAGAUGAAUAACGUGGUUUUUGUAAUUAAUAAAUAAAUAUAUAAAUAAUAUAUGACAACUUAUUUUGAAUAAACUAAAUUAUAUUAGUUACAUUUAUUUAAUAAAACAAAUCAUUUAUUAAUCGUUGAACGAUUUAUUUAAAGUUUAUGAAGAAGCUCAGAAAGUGUAUUGAUAAAUUUUAAGGUUAAACUUUACUAAGUACAGAUAUGGCAAAAACUUUAAGUAAUAAAAAUAAAAAAUCCGAAAAUGUGGAAGUGACCCACGUGGAUAAAAAGUCAAAAAAAAAAAAGAGCAAGACUGCUGAUGAUAAAAAUGACGAUGAAGAGCAAGUGGUAGUGAAGAAUAAAGUUAAACAGAAGAGAAAAAAGAAUAAGGACAACGUUGCUGAAGAAAGCCCAUCGAAAAAAAUUAAGACCGACGAAGAAAGUAACGAAAAUCAAGAUGAAGAUGUAGCUGAGUUACACGAAGACACUAAGAUAAGAAAAAUAAUAAAAAAAUCAACAGAAAAAGGCCCAUCGAAAAGAGAAUUGAAGAGAAAACGUGAAGAAGAAAAAAAAGAACAGAAAAAAUUAGCUAGCAAACAAGAAGCAAUGAGCAAAGCUUUGAAUUAUAUUUCUCUGUGGAAACAUGCGAGAACUCAAUGGAAAUUUGAAAAACUUAAACAAAUUUGGCUGAUGGACAAUUUAUUAGACGAGUCAUCUGUCCCUGACUCUGUUUUCCCAACAGUCUUGGAGUAUUUCGAAGGCUGCAAAGGCAUGGCACGGGAAACUCUAUACAAAAAAGGCGUCGAAGUUAUAAAGAAGUGCGAACAGAAUCAAGAAAAAGAAGACGAGACUGAUGAAGUUAUUGAAACUGUCGAAUAUAAACGUGCUAGACAACUUUUGCAAGCUUUGCCAACAGAAACUUAAAAUAUAUAUCAGUAUUUAAAAAAAUAAACGAGCGUCCUCAAUACUCGGCUAUAAAUUAAUAAUGACAACUCUCUAUUUAAAACAGCUAUUUUAAAUUUUAGGUUUUUAGGCAAAUU